Messenger RNA from Trichomycterus rosablanca, 2422 nucleotides. RefSeq names its product probable ATP-dependent RNA helicase DDX41. Lineage: Eukaryota; Metazoa; Chordata; Actinopteri; Siluriformes; Trichomycteridae. Gene Ontology annotation, biological process: mRNA splicing, via spliceosome. Bases 98 to 1942 code for a protein of 614 amino acids. The record is from RefSeq and is a predicted model, not a curated record. The transcript is spliced from 17 exons. Gene Ontology annotation, molecular function: RNA helicase activity; RNA binding; ATP binding. Gene Ontology annotation, cellular component: spliceosomal complex.
UAGUGAGUUGAGCGAGGGAGAUGUUUACAUGUACAGUUGAGUACAAAUACUACUAAAAAACUAACAUUUAAUAAUCAUUUGAAAUAACUUAGGCACAAUGGAAGCAGAAGACAAACCGAGAAAGCGAAACUACACAGAGGAGAAAUCUGGCUCGGAGCCUUCGGAGGAUGAAGACUAUGUGGCGUACGUUCCUGUUAAGAUUAGAAAGCAGCACAUGCUGCAGAAGGUGCAGCGUCUGCGAGGAAAAGGUUUGACCGAGGAAGAACACAAGGACAGUGGAGGCGAACAGAGGGAUGAGGACGAGGGGCUGGGGCCGCGCUCCAACGUCAGCUUGCUCGACCAGCAUCAGCACCUGAAGGAGAAAGCGGAGGCCCGGAAGGAGUCAGCAAAGGAGAAGCAGUUGAAGGAGGAGGAGAAGAUUUUGGAGAGUGUGGCUGAGGGCAGAGCUUUGAUGUCUGUCAAGGAGAUGGCCAAAGGUAUCACCUAUGAGGACCCGAUAAGGACCAGUUGGAAUGCCCCUCGCUACAUACUGAGCAUGCCGGCAGCCAGGCACGAGCGGGUGAGGAAGAAAUACCACAUCCUGGUGGAGGGAGACGGCAUUCCUGCACCCAUCAAGAGCUUCAGAGAAAUGAAGUUUCCUCAAGCGAUCCUGAAAGGCCUGAAGAAGAAAGGAAUCGUGCACCCAACACCCAUCCAGAUCCAGGGAAUCCCGACUGUCCUUUCGGGCAGAGAUAUGAUCGGCAUCGCGUUCACGGGCUCAGGAAAGACUCUGGUGUUCACUCUGCCCAUCACCAUGUUCUGCCUGGAGCAGGAGAAACGACUCCCGUUCUGCAAGAGAGAGGGACCGUACGGGCUCAUCAUCUGCCCCUCUAGGGAGCUGGCGAGACAGACCCACAGCAUCAUCGAGUACUACUGCAAGCUGCUGGAGGACGAGGGGGCGCCACAGAUGCGCACUGCGCUCUGCAUCGGGGGCAUGUCGGUCAAAGAGCAGAUGGAGGUGGUCAAGCACGGUGUGCACAUGAUGGUCGCCACUCCCGGCCGUCUGAUGGACCUGCUGAAUAAGAAGAUGGUGAGUCUGGAUAUCUGUCGUUACCUGGCACUGGACGAGGCUGACAGGAUGAUCGACAUGGGCUUCGAGGAGGACAUCAGGACCAUCUUCUCUUACUUUAAGGGCCAGAGACAGACGCUGCUUUUCAGUGCCACCAUGCCCAAGAAGAUUCAGAACUUCGCCAAAAGUGCUCUGGUUAAACCCAUCACCAUUAACGUCGGCCGCGCCGGUGCUGCCAGCUUGGACGUCAUUCAGGAAGUGGAGUACGUCAAAGAGGAAGCAAAAAUGGUGUAUCUUCUGGAGUGCUUACAGAAGACUCCGCCUCCGGUGCUUAUAUUCGCUGAAAAGAAAGCGGACGUGGAUGCCAUCCAUGAGUACCUGCUGCUGAAAGGUGUGGAGGCGGUGGCUAUCCACGGAGGCAAAGACCAGGAGGAGAGAACGAAAGCCAUCGAGGCGUUCAAGGAGGGUAAGAAGGACGUUCUGGUGGCUACUGACGUGGCCUCCAAGGGUUUGGACUUUCCGGCUAUUCAACACGUAGUGAACUACGACAUGCCGGAAGAGAUCGAGAAUUACGUUCACAGAAUUGGUAGGACGGGUCGAUCAGGCAAGACUGGAAUCGCCACGACCUUCAUCAACAAAGGAUGUGAGGAAUCGGUGCUGAUGGAUCUGAAGGCGCUGCUGGUAGAAGCGAAGCAGAAGGUACCGCCGGUUCUCCAGGUGCUCCAGACAGGAGACGAAGCCCUGCUGGAUAUCGGAGGCGAGAGAGGCUGCACGUUCUGUGGCGGUUUGGGUCAUCGUAUCACCGAAUGUCCCAAGCUGGAGGCCAUGCAGACCAAGCAGGUGACCAACAUCAGCCGCAGAGACUGUCUGGCCAACAGCUCCAUGGACUUCUAAAGCUCUGGACUUUCUCUUCUCCACGGACGAGGAGUGAAUGGGUGCUGGUGUGGACGGAGUCGGGAUGAAAUCCACACCACGGAGGUGGGAAUUACAAACCAACUGAACUGAACUGAACUGGUGUUUAGAUUUUUGUGUGUUAUGAACCGAUUUCAUGGGGGCAAGCUGUGUUUUUUGUAGGGAAACAACCCAGAUAUUUAAAAUCCCUUGAAAAAUAAUGAGAAUUUUGUGUUUCUCAUUUAUUUUUUUCAUUGUUAUCACCCUGUUCAGUGUUUUUGUGUUGGUAAAUUAGCCGUAAUAUGCCAUUUCUCUCACCGGCUACUUAAUGUGCUUGGAAGUUCAGGCUGCUGGUUUAAAAGUGCAAACUGUCCUGUAAAAUAAAAUAAAACAAAAUGUGUAUAUUUUACCAGCUUUAUUUCCGACUUGUUUUUUAUAUAACAUGCAUAAUUCUUGUCUGUUAAUAAAACGUAUUAUUCCGCA